Messenger RNA from Bombus impatiens (common eastern bumble bee), 2393 nucleotides. It is a transcript of the gene slif, whose product is annotated as cationic amino acid transporter 3. Gene Ontology annotation, biological process: amino acid transport; transmembrane transport. Gene Ontology annotation, cellular component: plasma membrane. The transcript is spliced from 10 exons. The record is from RefSeq and is a predicted model, not a curated record. Bases 158 to 1969 code for a protein of 603 amino acids. NCBI's taxonomy places the organism in Eukaryota, Metazoa, Arthropoda, Insecta, Hymenoptera, Apidae. Gene Ontology annotation, molecular function: amino acid transmembrane transporter activity.
UUCUUGUUCAAACGCCUUGCUUUUAUCAGUGUCACUUGAAGAAUAUUGAAUGAUCUUGAAACCUUGGAACCAUCGAACCUUGGUACUUCAAAACUUCAGGGUACCAAGUUCAAAAUUAAUCAUCUCUCGCUACAUGAAGUGAAAAAGCUCGGGUGCCAUGGCGAGCCGAAUAUGGAAGGUGUUAGCUCGGAGACGGAUCGAUGAGGACCUCGAGAGCAAAAGCAAACUAGCUCGGGUUUUAGGCUUGUUCGACCUCACAGCACUUGGCGUGGGUUCGACCCUCGGCCUCGGUGUUUAUGUCCUUGCUGGCAGCAUCGCCAAAGAGACGGCUGGACCAGCCGUUUGCAUCGCCUUCCUCAUUGCAGCUAUCGCUUCCGGAUUUGCCGGAAUGUGUUAUGCAGAAUUUGCUUCUAGGGUUCCCAAGGCAGGAUCUGCAUAUGUUUACAGUUACGUGACAGUGGGAGAAUUCAUUGCUUUUAUCAUAGGAUGGAAUUUAAUUUUAGAGUAUGUAAUAGGUACAGCAAGCGUCGCUCGAGGACUUAGCGGUUACUUGGAUGCGCUGACAGGAAAUGUGAUACGCGAGAAAUUGGAAGCCGCAAUGCCUAUAAACAUCUCGUUUUUAUCAAAAUACCCAGAUUUCUUUGCAUUCGGUGUAGUAAUGCUUCUUGUAAUCUUACUAAGCACGGGGGUGAAAGAAUCGUCAAUUUUAAAUAAUAUAUUCACUGUAAUAAACCUGAUUACCAUUGCAAUAAUCGUAGGCGCGGGGUCCUUUAAAGCUGAUCCAGCUAACUGGAGGAUAUCGGUGGAGGAUAUACCCAAGGACAAGCCCGAAAUACACGCAGGAUCAGGAGGCUUUAUGCCCUUUGGUAUAAGCGGAGUGAUGAUCGGGGCGGCAAAAUGUUUCUACGGUUUCGUCGGUUUCGAUGCUGUGGCAACUACCGGUGAAGAAGCUAAAAAUCCUCAGCGCAAUAUACCCAUAGCCAUCGUUGUUUCCUUAAUUAUAAUCUUAAUGGCUUAUUUUAGUAUCUCAACCGUGCUAACUAUGAUGUGGCCUUACUACGACCAGAAUGUCGAUACGCCAUUUCCAUAUGUUUUCGAUAAAAUUGGAUGGACUACUGUUAAAUGGAUCGUUAAUAUUGGUGCGGCAUUUGCAUUAUGUACAAGCUUGUUUGGGGCGAUGUUUCCUCUACCAAGGAUACUUUACGCUAUGGGUAGCGAUGGGAUAAUUUUUAAGCAACUUGCAAUAAUACAUCCGAAAACAAUGACACCCAUUUUCGGCACAGUGGUCUCUGGCUUAUUUACAGGAAUCAUGACACUUAUUUUUGAUCUUCAACAAUUAAUUGACAUGAUGUCUAUUGGAACAUUGUUGGCAUACGCAAUAGUGGCGGUAUCCGUUUUAAUAUUAAGAUAUCAACCGAAGGAGUGCGCAUCAAAUACUCGUUCUGUAUCAGCAAUGAAUGACUACAAGGUAACGUCAGUCAACAUAUUAAAACAAAUUAUUAAUUUACAGAAUCAGAAAGAAGUAACUGAAAUGUCUAAUAAAGUUGCAAAAUACAGUAUUGGAAUUUUAUGUAUUGUUAUAUUUAUUACUGCGCUUUUUAUUAAUUCUGUAGAUACCACAGCAUUAGGUAGCAAUGUGAUAGAAUUAGUGAUAUUAAUCGUACUUGUAAACAUAUUAUUAUUAAUUAUGAUUAUUAUUGCAAGACAACCUACUCAAGACAUUGAUUUAGCAUUUAAGGUGCCAUUAGUACCACUUCUUCCAUGUUGCAGUAUUUUCAUAAACUUAUAUUUGAUGUUGCAGUUAGAUAGUUUUACUUGGAUCAGAUUCGCUGUUUGGAUGCUUAUAGGUUUUACUAUUUAUUUCUUUUAUGGCAUAUCUCACAGCGAACAAGGAAAAAGAAAUAAAAGAGAAGCAGAAAUGUUAAAACGAAAGUACGCGGACCAAGUUAGAAUCGUAACCAGAUUCUAAUAAUUAUCUCGCCACAUGUGAUAUUUUUUUAUAUAUUUUAAUAAAAACUGCUCAGAGAGAAUAAUCUUAGAUAUUACGCAUGUGAAUACUGUGGCAAUUUUAAAAUACGAGCAUAUUCAUCUUAAUACUACAUCUUUCAAUAUUUUUUAAUAAAUAUAAAAUAUUAAGAUAGGAUAUCAUCCUGAUUGUAUAGACUAUUUUUUAUAAAUUAUUCUUACAGAGGAAAAUAGAUUUUACCAUAAAAAUUCAAAAUUACUUUAAAAUUAUUUCAUUUAGAAAAUCUGAGCUACUCUAUCGUAUAUAAGGUUGUGAAAACUUUUGUUUUUUUUUGUUUUAUACACUAAAAUGUGUCGAUAUAUACUGUACAUAUUUCAUUACUUAUUUAGAUACCGAUUUCAUGGUUGAAAUAUAUUGUUUUAUAUUA